AUGGGAUUAGUAGAUCCCACCACUGCCUCCAUUGGUCCCCCUACUGUGGGUGUUGUUAAGGCGAACUGUGAUGCGACGCUCACUAAGGAUGCGGCAAAGGGUGGUUUGGGUGUGAUUUUUAGAGACCACACUGGUGUUCUGUUAAAGGUGCGCUCCCUCCCUCAGUUGUUUGGUUCGAUUAUCCAAGGAGAGGUAAUGGCUAUUCGUAGUGCUCUCGUCUCUGCCUUAGAGUUGGGUUUUAACAACUUGCUUGUGGAAUUUGAUAGUAGGGAUGCUAUUAUGUUUAUUGAAGGAAGGAAAUCUCCGGGUUGGGAGGUGGAGGACCUAGUGGCUGAUGUGGCUAGACUGAAAUCUUCUUUCUCCUCUAUUGCUUUCUCUUUUGUUCCUAGGGCUGUGAAUGAUGUUUCGGAUGCUCUAGCCAGGAAGGCACUGUCACUUGGGUAUGUGACAGAUUAA
Telopea speciosissima is the source of this 456-nucleotide messenger RNA. RefSeq lists its product as uncharacterized. The transcript has a single exon. Gene Ontology annotation, molecular function: nucleic acid binding; RNA-DNA hybrid ribonuclease activity. The record is from RefSeq and is a predicted model, not a curated record. The coding region runs from base 1 to 456 and encodes 151 amino acids. Lineage: Eukaryota; Viridiplantae; Streptophyta; Magnoliopsida; Proteales; Proteaceae.